UUAUGUUUUUAUCAGUCGGUCGGAAAGUUAGCAAACAACUCUGCACAGAACACUCGAAAGGUUGCUCUUGUAUUUACAGUUUUUGAAGUGAACGAAAGUAGAUUGAGGACAGCCUGCUGAAAAACUUGACUAUUUGACUCAACGACUGAAAUAUUUUGCAUGAAUCACCCAAAAUAUAAAGCUUGGUGGAACGGGUGCAGCAGUUUGUGUCUCAGCCCUAUCUGCACUAAUUUGUGUUGACAAUGAACACGGUCGACUACGACGAAGAUACGAAAUUUCUGGGAGAAUGGGGACCUUUUCAAAAACGGAUUAUGUUACUCCUCUGUAUAAGCGUAAUUCCUAACGGGUUGUCUACUUUUAGCAUUGUGUUCCUUGCUGACACGCCUUCCCACCACUGCGCGAUACCACCUAAUGCCAAUAUUAGCGCCGAAUGGAGGAACUAUUCUAUUCCACUGGAAGAAAACAAAGGAGUGAUGCGAUACGGCAAAUGCACCCGUUACAAAUUGGACGUAAUACAACGUCUUUCAGACAAUGGAUCCGUGCCGGGAAUCGACGUGAAUGUCAGUGAAAUAGAACAGGAAAGCUGUAAGAAUGGGUGGGAAUACGACAGAUCAAUUUACAUUUCAACCAUCGUAUCCGAGUGGGAUCUGGUGUGUAAUGAUGCAUGGAAGGUCCCCAUGACCUCUUCUGUGUAUUUCCUUGGAUUGAUGGUUGGAUCGAUCAUUUCUGGACAACUGUCUGACAGGUUUGGGAGGAAAAUCCAACUGUUUACAACAAUAGGAGUUCAGACUUUGUUCAUGUUCUUCCAGAUUUUCUCCACAUCCUGGUUCAUGUUCUCUGCAUUUCAUUUUUUCAUUGGGAUGGGUGCAAUUUCUAACUACAUGGCAGCAUUUGUCCUAGGAACAGAAAUUUUGUCCACAAGAAUUCGGAUCAUAUUCUCCACUGUGGGAGUGUGCAUUUUCUUUGCCAUUGGCUACAUGUUACUUCCCCUGAUGGCCUUCUUCAUCAGAGACUGGAGGAUGCUGCUGAUCGCCAUCAAUGUCUCAGGAGUUUUUCAUUUCUUCCUUUGGUGGUUCAUCCCGGAGUCCCCCCGAUGGCUUCUCUCUCAGGGCCGGGUGGAGGAGGCAGAGGCCAUUUUGAGAGGUGCUGCCAAGGAGAACGGAGUCACAGCCCCAGAGGUCAUCUUUCAGCCACUCCAGGUAGAAGGGGAAAAAUUGAGCCACCACAACAUCUGUGAUUUCGUGAAGUUCGUCAACAUCCGCUGGAUCACGGUCAUGCUGAGCUUUGUGUGGUGGGUCGUUGCCAUUGGGUACUUUGCCUUAUCUUUGAACACCUCCAGUCUGCUUGGGGACCACUUUUUGAACUGUUUCUUCUCAGCGGUUGUUGAAGUCCCAGCCUACAUUUUGGCCUGGCCCCUAUUUCGCUCUUUCCCAAGGCGAUUGUCUGUCGUUCCCAUGCUGGUUUUCUCUGGGGCAGUACUACUGUCUACUCAACUCAUACCAACAAUGUCAUGUGUGAACAGCAGCAGGAUUCGAAUUUUCUGUGUAAGACGUUCCUCCAAUUUGCCUGGUCUGGACCGAGUAAGAUUUAGGAAAUUCGUCUGCCAUGCCUCUAGUGUGAACCAUAGAGUUCAGUGGUGUGAACAAAGCAAUUCCUGGAUGAAGCACAAAAAAGAUUUGAGUUCAGUAUCGAUUGCACUGGAGAUGAUGGGAAAAUUUGGGGUCACAGUGGCUUUCAGUAUCCUGUACCCCUACACGGCGGAGCUGUACCCCACAGUCCUGAGGAACACCGCAAUUGGCAUCUGCUCCAUGGCUUCUCAGCUGGGUGCCAUUGCUGCACCCUACUUCCUCUAUCUGGGUACCUAUUACAAGUCCUUGCCAUACAUAAUAAUGGGGACCCUCAGUGUUUUGGGGGGGUUGCUUGGCUUCCUGCUUCCUGAGACCUAUGGUUUGCCCCUCCCAGAGACCAUCGAUCACAUGCAGACUAUUCAAAGGUGUAAAUCACGACAAACAUCAAAUCAUUUAUCCAGUGAUUCCGCAGCAAUCAACAAUGUCUCAAUGUUGUAAUGACUGAAUUACGCCACGAUAUUAGAUAUUGGCUUAUAUAAAGAUGGCGAUAUUACUUCUCAAACAUGUACUGUGUGCACCUUUGUUAUUAGUAAUAAUUUUACACUGUCCUAGAAGGCAAUUAUAAUAUUUUUAUAACUAUUACACUAAAAUCCUGAACCUAUUCACCAGAUGUGUCAGGCAGUCCCAUUUCCUGCAUUUGGUCGAUGGUCCACUAGUUUUUUCUCAACUGCCUGCUUUUUGGUGGUUGGUUUAGGACUGGUUUUUGCCCAAUUUCCGUUUCCUCUCUCUGACAAGGACAGUGAGACCUUAAAUGCCCCACUUUCCUUAAAUGAAUCAGAGAAAGCCCUUCAGGGCAUUGUCUGGAUGGGACAGCAUACCUUUAGCUUUAUCUUAAAUUCUGGGCUAAAACAGGCCCUUUCUUGAUGUGUUUAACACAGAUCAUUUCAUUUCAUCAUGACUCAAAUUUGAGCAUAGUAUCUGUAUUUUUAAAGAAAAAUAAGGAUUGCACAUCUUGUGGAAACUACAGACCAAUUUCUUUAAUGAAUUCCAAUGCCAAGCUAUAGUUCUAGCUAAUUGCAUUAAUGAAUAUAUGACUAAAUUUAUACAUCAUGACCAAACAGGUUUCAUUAAAUCCAGACUUAAAUCUGACAAUAUCUGAAGACUUGUGCACGUGGCUCAUUCUGCCAGAGAUGCCCACACCCUACGCAAGGUGCUUUCACUUGAUGCCAAGAAGGCUUUUGAUCUGCUGGAGAAGGGGUGUCUCUGGGCGGUUUUCAAACUGAUUCCAUUCAUAUGAUCAAAGUUCUGUAUACCAAACUUCUGCAAUGGUUCUUACCAAUAAUAUUUGCCCUCCACGGUUCCCCAUUUCCAGAGGCACUUGUCAGGGCUGCCCAGUCUCCCCUCUUGCGUUUGCUCUGUCCCUGGAGCCUCAGUUCGUCAAUCAAGCAUAAUAACACCCAGCAUAAAAUAUCCUUGUAUGCUGAUGAAGUCCUGUUAUUUGUUGAUGUUACUGCUUCGCUACCACAUAUUCUGUCCACUUUAACAAAUUUAGUGCUGUGUAAGGAUCCAAGAUAAACUGGACACAAUUUGCACUGACGCCCCUUAGGUCUUACGGAAUAUGUAAGUAAGUCAGUAAAUUUUAUUUAUAUAGCACCUUUCACAGACACACACUGUCACAAAGUGCUUCACAGGAUCAAAAAUAAAAAUAAGUAAUAACAAUAAUAAUACAUAAAAGAACAGUCAAUGUGCCCUCUCAUAUACCAAUAGUUAGAAAUAUCUUGAUGUUCAUAUCCAUCCCUCACUUCAUUUGAUUGCCUUAAAAAAAAUUUCAAAACAUUUUUAAAUAAAUAGGCUGAAUAAUAGGCAAAAAAUGGUCUCAAGAA
Conger conger (European conger) is the source of this 3451-nucleotide messenger RNA. RefSeq names its product organic cation/carnitine transporter 2-like. Gene Ontology annotation, cellular component: membrane. Gene Ontology annotation, biological process: transmembrane transport. The transcript has 11 exons. The record is from RefSeq and is a predicted model, not a curated record. The coding region runs from base 243 to 2066 and encodes 607 amino acids. Gene Ontology annotation, molecular function: transmembrane transporter activity. Lineage: Eukaryota; Metazoa; Chordata; Actinopteri; Anguilliformes; Congridae.